CAUAAUUCGGUAGAAGAUAGAUAUUGGGUUUCCCCUCCACACCUUUGCAAACAUAAUGAUGGAUGGAAAAGAACAAGAAGGUGCUCAAAGAUUCUACAAUAAGUAUAGCAGUCUCUCCAACAACAUCACGUUAAAGUUACACCUUCUCCUUCCAAUGGUGAUCCUCUUGUCAUUCCUCCUCACAUUCACCUCUUACAACAGCUAUCACUACCCCAUGUCUGCAUUUCUAUUGCCAUUAUUCACCCACACCUUUGAGAAGAAGUAUUUGUUCAUCCUUUGCACUACUAUUCUCACUUUCAUCACCAAGAAAAAUCUGCACUCGGGUCUGAAGGAAAACUUACACCAUGAAAAGCUACUUUACUCGCUAGAUGAAAUAAAUGUUGCAGCAGUUGUUGAAGGAGACCUCCAAGAAUGUGAAUACGGUAGAUUAGAUGAUCAAGAAUCGAAGGAAGAACAUGAGGAAAAUACAGAAAACAGUGAGAAGGAUAGUGAGGUUGCAACGGAAGAUGAAGCUGAUGGAGAGGUUUUUAUGGAAGAAGGGAUUUUAGGUGGUCCUUCACGCGUUGAAGAACAUGCAGCGAUGAAUAUGGAUACAGAAGAGUUGAAUAAGAAGAUAGAGGAGUUUAUUCGGAAGAUGAGAGAGGAACUAAGGGUUGAAGCUGAACAACAUUUGAUCAAUGUGUAAUUUGUUUGCAAAAGCAAAACAUCUCUCUCUCUCAAACAAAAGCAAAACAUCUCUCUCUUUCUCUCUCUCACACACACACACGUUUCAAGGAAAAAUUUUCGCUUUAUUUAUUAAAAUUGUGAGGUAUUAAAGUGGUAAUAUCUUGCUCUCCAAAACCA
Lactuca sativa (garden lettuce) is the source of this 843-nucleotide messenger RNA. RefSeq lists its product as uncharacterized. NCBI's taxonomy places the organism in Eukaryota, Viridiplantae, Streptophyta, Magnoliopsida, Asterales, Asteraceae. The record is from RefSeq and is a predicted model, not a curated record.